Messenger RNA from Arachis ipaensis, 1667 nucleotides. Lineage: Eukaryota; Viridiplantae; Streptophyta; Magnoliopsida; Fabales; Fabaceae. The record is from RefSeq and is a predicted model, not a curated record.
UGAUAAUGAUAUGUAAUGAUGAAAACUUCCAGUUCUGGCACAUCUGCUGGCGAAAGAAAACUGAUGCCGUUCAUUCAUGAGGAGUUAGACCGACGUCAGUUACUGUACAGCCUUCUCAUGCCAGUCAUGAACCAGUACGUCCCUGAUUUGGACAAAGGAAAAGCGCUUCACUUCCUGUUCGUGAAGGCAGAAACGAAGACCCCCGGAGGGCUGGUGGCGCGGCCGGUGCUAACAAGCUACUACAAAAGAGAGCACUUCAAGAACCGUCUGUUUGACCCAUACAACUUGUACACAAGCCCGAAUGAGGCGAUCCUCUGCCCCGAUUCGUUCCAGAGUAUGUACACACAGAUGCUAUGCGGCCUCAUCAUGCGCCACCAAGUCCUCCGCGUCGGUGCCGUCUUCGCCUCCGGCCUUCUCAGGGCCAUCCACUUCCUCCAGCUUAACUGGCAACAGUUGAGCCAUGACAUCUCAACCGGAACCCUAAGCCCCAAAAUCACCGACCCUUCCAUAAGGGAAUGCAUGGCCAAACUCCUCAAACCCGAUCCGGAGCUGGCGGAAUUCAUAACGAUGGAGUGCUCCAGUGAGGACUGGGAACGGAUAAUCACAAGAAUCUGGCCAAAUACUAAGUACCUGGACGUGAUCGUCACCGGUGCCAUGGCGCAAUACAUUCCCACGCUGGACUACUACAGUGGUGGAUUACCUAAAGCUUGCACCAUGUACGGUUCCUCCGAGUGCUACUUUGGUCUUAAUCUCAGGCCAAUUUCGGAUCCUUCUGACGUUUCUUACACCAUUAUGCCAAACAUGGGUUACUUCGAGUUCAUUCCACACGAUGACUCGUCUCCUCUCACUCUCUCCCGUGACUCGCCGCCGCCGCUCGUUGACCUCGCCGACGUCAAAGUCGGGAAGUACUACGAGCUCGUUAUCACAACCUACUGCGGCCUCAACCGUUACCGUGUGGGUGACAUUCUUCAAGUCACAAGGUUCCACAACACCGCGCCAGAAUUCCGCUUUGUAAGAAGAAAGAACGUUCUUUUGAGCAUCGAUUCUGACAAAACCGAUGAAUCGGAGCUUCAGAGAGGCAUAGAGAACGCAUCUGUGUUGUUAAAGGAGUUCAACACGACGGUGGUUGAGUACACGAGUUAUGCAGACACAAAAUCGAUCCCAGGGCAUUACGUGAUUUACUGGGAGCUUAUUAUAAAGAACGCUUCUCGUCCUCCAACUAAUGAAGUUCUAAACCAGUGCUGCUUGGCAAUGGAGGAGUCUUUAAACUCGGUUUAUAGACAGGGAAGAGUUGCAGAUAAUUCAAUUGGACCUUUGGAAAUAAGAGUGGUGAAGAAUGGAACAUUUGAGGAGCUCAUGGACUAUGCUAUCUCCAGGGGUGCGUCCAUUAAUCAGUACAAGGUUCCAAGGUGCGUAAGCUUCACACCAAUAAUGAAACUGCUCGACUCUAGGGUGGUCUUUGUUCAUUUCAGCCCAGCUGCACCUCACUGGACACCGGAACGUCGUCGUUGAAGGAUCCUUCCCGCCAUGCAGUAGUCAUGCACUAGAACUAGAUCUCAAUAAAAAUGUUUUCUUUUUCUUUUUUUUUUAAUUUAUUAUUAUUAUUAUCUCAUGGAAGUAUCUGUGUAUUAACUUCUUAAUGUGAUGUUCAAAAGUGCUUGCUUUUA